This is a messenger RNA of Penaeus indicus, 2688 nucleotides long. RefSeq lists its product as uncharacterized. The transcript is spliced from 7 exons. NCBI's taxonomy places the organism in Eukaryota, Metazoa, Arthropoda, Malacostraca, Decapoda, Penaeidae. The coding region runs from base 1 to 2688 and encodes 895 amino acids. The record is from RefSeq and is a predicted model, not a curated record.
AUGCCAGAUGCAGACGAUUGUUGGACUGACCACCGCCUCCUCAUUUCCCAACUUGGCAUUGCAGUCAAGAAACCUCAAAGAAACCCCAAAACUCAAAAGCCUCAGCGCCGCUUUAACUGUGCCAUGCUUCGAAACACCAAUACAUCUCAAAUGUUUCGGGAAGCUGUGCGUAAUCAUCUAAGCACCCUACCAGAACAAUCCAACAUAUAUGACGAAUGGAUAGGCCUUCAUGAUGCCUUAACGAAGGCGGCGGAAGAAACCCUCGGUUUUUCCAAAAGGAAACACCAAGACUGGUUCGACGAAAAUGACUGUGCCAUCUCCCAUCUCAUACACAGGAAAUGCAAAGCCCGUCUAGCAAACGAAAACCAUCCCUCUGCUGGAAAUGAACAGAAAUACUGUGAAGCCCUGAAGAACUGCCAAAAGGGACUCCGUACAAUCCAAAAUGAAUGGUGGCAAAAGAAAGCCGCAAAGAUCCAAAGUUUUGCCGACCAACGCGACAUGCGACAGUUUUACGCAGCAACAAAAGAAAUUUACGGACCAACAAGAUCCUCCAAGAAACACUUCGAGGCUCUCCUCGAUAAUAACUUCAUCACCCCCGAGGACCUCCUCCACAAGACACCACAAUAUCCCACACGACAGUGGAUGUCUCUUCCUCCGACCACACAAGAAAUUACAGAGGCGAUAAAACGCAUGAACACCGGGAAAGCUCCUGGCCCUGAUAACAUCCCUCUUGAACUCCUAACACAUGGAGGGCGUGAAGCCGAGGAGCAACUGAAGACACUGUUUCUCCACAUUUGGGACACUGGAACUGUUCCAGAAGACUUCAGAAUCACAAACAUCAUCACCAUCUUCAAGAAAGGCGACAGGAUGUUAUGCGGCAAUUACCGUGGAAUCUCCCUUCUCAGUAUUGCUGGGAAAAUAUUCGCCCGGAUCCUCCUUAACAGGCUUAUCCGUGUGACUGAAGAAGUCCUACCUGAAUCACAGUGUGGCUUCCGCCCAAGCAGAGGAACAGUAGAUAUGGUGUUCUGUGCCCGCCAGCUCCAAGAGAAAAUCCGUGACCAACAACAACCGCUCACCUUCAUUUCUUGGGAUCUACAAAAGGCUUUCGACAAAGUUCCCCGACGAGCAAUGUGGGACACGCUCACCCGAUACGGAUGCCCUGACCAUUUUAUCACCCUGGUCCGCUCCCUCCACGAUGACAUGACUGGGAGGGUAUGUCACCAAGGUACCCUGUCAGAUGCAUUCCCUAUCACCGGAGGCCUCAAGCAAGGAUGUGUUCUUGCUCCUACCCUAUUUUCUCUUUACAUUGCUGCUAUGCUGAAAAAAAUUCCCCAUGAAUCCCCAGUGAACUGCAAUACGCGGAUGACAAUGCAACUCCCAAGUCAGGCAGUGGAACAUCUCCAAGACACGGUGGACCUUUACAAAACCGCAUACGAGCGCUUCGGAAUGGCAGUCAACAACAAGACAAAAAUACUAACUCAACCAACACCAAACCAAGAACUCCUAGAAUUUGACGUCCAAAUCGAUGGUCACUCACUGGAACAUGUUGAACAUUUCCCAUAUUUAGGAAGCAUCCUAUCAAAGGAUACCUCAUGUGAGGCUGACAUCGAGAAGAGAAUCAAGUCAGCUCAUGCAGCCUAUGGACGUUUGGCUCGUCGUGUCUUCGACAACCAUGACCUGUCUAUCAAAACCAAGGUCAUGGUUUUCCAGGCUGUAGUUCUGUCCACCCUGCUGUAUGCUUGCGAGACUUGGACCACCUACCGACGAGACCUUAAGAAACUAGAGAGCUUUCAGCAGGCGAAACUACGUUGCCUCUUGCGCAUUCCCUGGGAGCAACGUGUCACAAACAACGAAGUUCUCUCCCGAGCGACAUUGCCAAGAAUCGAAACUACCAUCCUUUGCCAUCGCCUCCGAUGGGCGGGGCAUGUUGCCCGGAUGGACGAUACACGGCUACCCAAGAUCAUUCUCUACGGGGAACUGAAAGAGGGUAGAAGACCACGUGGAGCUCCCAAACGCCGCUUCAAGGACCAGCUGAAGCGCUCCCUUGACCAGACGGAUAUUGAUCCUAGUACGUGGGAUCUUAUUGCCCAGGAUCGCCUUCAGUGGAGGCAGACGGUCCGAGAGGGCACAAAUCGCUUUGAAGAGCACAGACGGACUCAUGAAGAGGCACGACGGAAUGAGAGGAAGGCGCCACAAGACCAACCUCGCCCUCCACCAACGCUGACAUAUGCACUUUGCCCACGCUUGUUCCACCAUCGCUUGCUAUGGUGGAGCACGCGCAAGUAUGCUAGAGCACGAACAGGUAUGGCAGAGCACGCACAGGUAUGGCAGAGCAUGUGUAGGUAUGACAGAGCACGAGCAGGUAUGGCAGAGCACGCACAGGUAUGGCAGAGCACGCGCGAGUAUGGUAGAGCACGAGCAGCGGGUUAUGAGUCGGCAUCCAAUUCAUUCUCAUCACAGAGUCCUCACCCUUGCCUCAUAGCGUCCCUGGGCUCCAAUUUCGCUUAUGAAGUUUGUCUCUUAUAUUUCUUGAGUCUAAUUAUGAGGCGUGUCCGCGUGGCUCCCGGCCAAGAGAAACAGGUCAUAAACGCAAUCAGACCACUGGUUUUGACAUCUGCUUGCAACUUCGAUGCGAGUCGUUGGCGGGAGAUCAUCAAACGCGAGGAAGUCAUACUGAACAAGUUGUAA